AUGGCCACCAUCCAUAGACUGGCCAUGCUACAUCUCAACGACGUUGUCCUCCGAGUCCCAAAAAAAAGGGUGAAUUGGGACUCGGAGGAUGGCCGGGAACUCUCAGAGUCUAUCUGCACUGAAAUCGCAAUUCUCAGUAACGAGCAGCUCCGGAGACAUAAGAACAUCACGGAGAUGAUUGGCAUCUGCUGGGGUGUAGACAGCGACCGCGUUGUGAUGCCUGUUCUGGUGUUGGAGACGGCCCAAGGAGGCGAUCUAUGCAAAUACCUUGAAAGUUCGACGGAGCUUGAUGCGAGAGACAGGCUGCGUCUAGCAAUCCAUUGCUUUCAAGGCUUGCUUGCUCUUCACACUGUCGGCGUCAUUCACGCAGACUUGAAGCCAGAAAAUAUUCUGGUUUUCAUCGACGAAAAGGGCAGGCCAUGCGCAAAGCUUACAGAUUUUGGCUGCUCCCUUUUGGUUUCAAACAUACAUGAACCAUUCAAGCUGAAAUCAGGAACCACCUUAUGGCAGAGUCCCAGAGUUUUGGAGGCCCUCGAUGCUCAAGGCUUGCGUCAAGCUGAUAUCUAUUCUUUGACGCUCGCGGUAUCUCUUCUAUUGGUUGGGCCUUUCAUGAACAAGGUGCUUGAACAGGCACAUGUGUCAGGUGAUGGUCAAAAGCCCCUGCGCAAGCUUAAAACUGAAGAUGGUGCCCUCGCAAGCUUUAUCAGAAUGCAGAAGGAUGCUAAUGACUCGUCUGGUCCACGUGUCUUUACAGACAAAGUAUCAGGUCUCAUCUUCGAGUUCUUCGAUUCAAAGCUCUCUACCGAAGGCAAGCUUGAGGCUGGAGCCGCAGAACCUCUUGAGCUACUGAGAACAAUGCUUCACCAUGAGAUUAUAUCUGCUGCUACAGACAAUGUAGAAGUCUUUGAGACUUUUGAUUCCCUUGAAGAGGACGUCUAUUUGAGCCACUGUGAUAAUAUACCCCUGGAUCAAGCAGAGGACGUAGUAUCCCAGUCCAUGGCGGCCACAGAUAGCCAACAAGGGCUAGAUCUUGAAACUACCAUACCACUUCUUCACCAUCCCUAUCCAGAUCCAUCUCAACGAUACACAAGGGAGAUGGAGCGGAAAGUGGAGGAAGCGGGACAUGUUACCUUGGCCCCUCUACCAGAAAGGACAAUUUCGAUCAAUACAUACUUUAGCAGGCUCAGGCGCCUUCCUGGUCGAGUUGCCACAGAAAUUAUCACUCAUGUACGAGAGGUCGCCGAUUCAGACUCAUACUGCGAAACAUCACGAUCCCUCGCGGCAUAUGCAAUGGCGACGUGGCUCAUUAGCAUUCACCGAUCCGCUGCUACUUCCGCACCAUCACUUAGCCAAGCCGGACAAUACCUCGUGACGGCAGCAAAGCUGGGACAUGAAGAGGCUCGCACUACAGUGGGAAGGGUACUGAGCUGGAUAGGGAUGACGAAUCCUAUAGAUCCAAGGGUUGAAGAAGGAUGGCUAUACGACCUGGCUGUUCUUGGAGAUCGAAGUUCUUUCAAGCGAUUGAGUUCAGAGAGAUGCGCUGAUGCAUUACGAGAUCAGACGGCAGCGCUGGAUGCGCAGGUCAGAGAGGAAGCAGAUAUCUCUGCGACUUCGGAUGAGGCCUUUUCGGAAAGCAACCAGCUUCAAAACAGCAACAAAUUGAGAGACCGGCUCUCGCUCAUCUGCAGAUAUUUGGUCAACCGGAGCUGGAAUGUCAGCUUGCAAAAGGUUCUCGAGCUACCGGGUCUCAACCCUGACUUGUGCGUUUCUCUUCUGAUGCAAGCCUGUCAGAAUGGUGACUAUCAGAUCGCCAAAGUUCUCAUCGAGCACGAUACACCGCUAAGAGAUGAAACCUCCGGACUAACACCACUACAUUUCUUGGCCCAUUUCGGAGAUGAGGAUAUGCUUCCUUUAGCACGGCUCCUUAUAGAUAGAGAUCUCGAUAUAGAAACCCGCUGCAGCCUUGUUACUCCAUGCACCGUUGGACAACUCGAUUUGGGAGACACCCUUGCUGAUGCGACGCCUCUCCUAUUUUCUGUAGCGCAGUCGAGCCUCGCAGCAGUUUCGGCGCUUAUCUCCCUGGGCGCGGAUCCAUUUAACGGAGCGGAGAAGUAUGAGCCGUACACAGGAAUUAUGGCUGCCCAUAAACGUGGGAGGACAUACUCACCGGUCCAUUAUGCAGCAAGACUACAUAUGUCGGACGUCCUAGAGGCUCUAUUACCCGGGGGCAAGGAAUAUGAACAUUUACUGGAUUGGAUGUGUUAUGAAACGCACUCCCUCAAGGUCACUCCGCUCUGGUGUGCUGUCGACUACUGGUACCAGGGCCUCUACGAUCGGGUAUCACUUCAUGGGAAGGAUCACAUCAAGAGAUGUGAGGAGACCAUCACCCUUCUUCUGAAGCGUGGAGGCCAGGGCCAGGUAGUCAAUUGGGAUGUCACCACACAGGUCAAACACUCCAUCUUCACGGCAGCGACCUUGUACGGCCAACCGUUUGUGCUGAACCAUCUACGAUCUUUGAACAUCCAGCCCACCACAAAUAAUCUCAUUAGAACACUUCAGACUGCCCUCGAUGUCGAGGACUUGACAGCGGUUGAGUACCUUCUUCCACUUGCCGAAAGAGAAACACGAGACUCUGAGUCAGCGUUUCAGCUUCAGGCGUCGAUUCAAGGGCACAAGCUUCCAGACUUUAUAAGUCAUUUGUAUGAUAUCAAGGAACGCCUCGAAUCGAACGCCAGGUCAAAGCUCAAGCUUGAGUUAAUCAGAGAUCCACCGCUACAAGAAACGAUUGGCCCGGAUGUCGGCCAGGAUAUCUUGCAGCAGAAAGCUUCGCAGGGAGGCUUCAAAAUGUCGUUUACUAUCCGGCCUGGGCUUGGUGGGCGCAGCAUCAUGGAACCUGUAGGCGAGCCAAGCAUGAUGCUACCCAACGGUACGCCUUUACCCGUCGAAGAAGAAGACAGCGGCAUUUCUGCCUUUGAGAUGGCCGUCUUGGGCGGGUACGAGGCACGUGCGCGCGAACUGUACGAGAGCGAGCAUUGUGACGUGUCGUGUCGUCGUGUAGAUGAGGAUGGCGACGAGACCACCCUCCUCGCACGUCUCAUCCGAAAGAGCCGCAAGUACAGUAACUUCGAUAAGCAGAUUCUAUUUCUACUCGAGCUUACUCCCCCCAGCACGGAAGAGUUCUUUCGUGCGUGUAUACCAUCCGGGUCAACUGCCAACGAAGGGCUAUCUAUCCUUCACAUGUCUGUCAUGCUCGACGAGUGCCCAACAAACUUCAAACCCCGCGCCCCUCGUCAAAUUAUCUCUAACAUCAUUGAGAAGUACCCAGAACCAGAAUAUCUAAACGCAGUCAGUGCAGAAUUUGGCGCUGCUGUACACAUCGCAGUUGAGUGCGGUAACCUGGAAGCACUAAAAGAGCUUCAGGCCGAAGAUGUCGAGUGGAAUCUUCUAAACGCGUACGGUGAAACGCCCCUCGACAUAACAGCCCGUCGGCUCCUAAAGGUCCAUGAGUUUUUACAACAGUGCCGUCAUCUACAAAGACUCGAACAGCCGGAAGAGUAUAACGAGGCUCAUGCAGGUCAACGUCGCGGAGCAUUUGGCGAUACUUGA
Molecule: messenger RNA, 3606 nt
Organism: Fusarium subglutinans
Lineage: Eukaryota; Fungi; Ascomycota; Sordariomycetes; Hypocreales; Nectriaceae
Product: CAMK DCAMKL kinase
Exons: 4
Coding region: 1-3606 (1201 amino acids)
Biological process (GO): peptidyl-threonine phosphorylation; peptidyl-serine phosphorylation
Molecular function (GO): ATP binding; protein serine/threonine kinase activity; protein binding
Source: RefSeq, a predicted model, not a curated record